This is a messenger RNA of Rhizophagus irregularis DAOM 181602=DAOM 197198, 382 nucleotides long. Lineage: Eukaryota; Fungi; Glomeromycota; Glomeromycetes; Glomerales; Glomeraceae. The record is from RefSeq and is a predicted model, not a curated record.
UGGAGACAAUAUAAAUUAGGUAAAAAUCAAUAUAAAUUGGAAGAAAAAAGAAAAAAGGAGUUAGAAAUGAGAAAUAGUCAUUCAGAAAUGGGGUUGAACAAUUUGCAAUCACAAGACCAGGAAAAUCAGAGCCUAAUAGAUAAUGUAGAGGCAGAAAGUCAAGCCGAUAAUAGUAAUAAUAGUCAUAUUCAACUUUUACCUGAACAAAAUGAACAAAUAAAUGAAGAGGAUGAAGUUCAAGAACCCUAAAUCCAACAUCCUUCCUAAAUAAAUACUCCUAAUUAAUUUGAACUAUAUUUUUGGUAUUGGAAUAGCAACAGUAAUUUUCCGAAGCGGAGAGGAUGCGUUUGAUCAAAGAGUUUCGUAUAAAACCGAAAACCAU